AUGAUUAUGUCACUCAUUGUGCCUGAUGAACCAAAAAUAGAGGAAAUUAUCACCGCUGCAAGACAACAGACAACCAAAUGUAAAAUCCCAUUAAUAUCCACAUCUGGAAAUCAAAGAACGAAACCUAUGAAUAACAUUGAAAAUACGAUCGUGACUAAUUCUCGUCCUCGAUCAACUAAUCGAACAAGAGAUCAGGGCAUGGUUCCUGGAAGGACACUACAUACUAUUCCCAUGCUAAGAAUACGACCAGAGCGUGAAAAAUUAUUGCCAGCACUGAAGAGACCUUCUACGAUACCUAAGCGGGUGACGAACGAAAAUAAAUCAGGACGUUCGGUUAUAACUGUUCCAGUUCCUCAGAGGAAUUCUUCAAAAUCAAAUCCAUUAAGAUUCCUUGGACUCCCGACACAGAAUAACAUAAUGAAGCAAGAAGAACUUGAAAUUCAACAAAACCAAACUGAGGGAUGCUUGUGUGAAGAUUUAAACGAACAAGAAUCAAUAACAUCUGAAAGUCACAAAAUCACUAAACUUAAAACUGUUUGGCAAGAAAAAAUGAUGACUUUUGAAAAAUCAAAAAAAGAACUUGAAGAUCGUCAGAACCAAGUAAUGGAAUUGUACGCGUCUUUGCGAAAUACUCACCGUAAGAUGAAAUUAUUAGGUCAGAAAGUUAAUUUACCGUCAGCAGAAGAGCUACAUAUCAUGAACGUUGCCAAAUUAAGUCCAGAACAAUUGUUACAGCUGUGCGCUGGAGGCGAACCCAAGGCACUAGAGCACAGUACGCUAGAUAACAAAGUAACAUUUGAUGUGAAUAAAUUACUUAAUAUACCCAACAGUCUGGUUGAUAAAUGUGAAGAAACAUUGUUUAAAAGAAAAGAGAUUAUUAAUUGGUUCGAAUCUCUGAUGUCACAGGAAAAGGGAAUAAGUACGAAGACUCUUACCAUGAAAAUUAAAGAAUUUAAUGCAGAAAAUGAUUUGUUAAAAUCUUCCUUGGACCAGCUAAGAACAGACUUUUUAAAAGAAAUAAACGACAUCAUCGAUUGUUUAAGAAAAAACGCUAACGAAACAAUGGCCCUUCAAUUACGGACGAAGGAAUUGUCAUGUGCUCUAUCCGACUUGAACACUCAAAACGCAGAAAUGAGGAAACAAAUACAUAGCGGCGAUCAUCAUAGACCGUAUGUUAAUAGAAACAAAAUUGAGGAACUAGAGAAAGAAUUGAAAGAGGAGAAAUAUAAGAAAUCGAUUAUGAAGGACCGUUUAUCUAGGACUGAACAUCAGUUAAAAACAAAUGUGGAACGUGUCGUUCAAUUAGAAGCGGCUCUAGAACAAGCUCGUUCUGAGUCUUGGAGUCUUGAACGUACGGUUCAACAGCAACAUCAGCAGAAUCAGAAGCUGCAAGAAGACUUUGAUCAAGAAUUGAACAAACUAACGCAAUCCAUUAAGGAUAACACCACGCAUUUGGAAGAUAUAGCUCUAGCACGAGAGAAAUUACAAUCAGAGAAAGAAGAAGUAGAAAAACGUCUUGAAGAAUUGUCAGCGUCGUAUAACAAAUCUAUAAAAGACAUGAAGCAUGAAAUGAAUCUGAACAUCGCAAAACUUAUAGAGAUUGAAAAAAAAUACAAUGAUUCCAUUGAAGAGAAAAAGACUUUGCAAGAAAAUAUCGAUGAUUUGCGCACUGAUCUUCUUGAGUCUGAAUUGCGUGUUAAAGAUUUAGUCAGAGAAUUAGACGAAAAGGAAUCCAUUUUAGAAACUAAGCAGUGUGUCCAGAAAGAGCUAGAAUCAACCAAAACUGAUCUGAAGCAUCGAAAAACAGAAAUAGAAGAAUUCAAACGCCUUCUUUUUGAAAAAGAUGAAGAAAUUGACGAAUUGAAGUCGAAACUUAGCACAGAAAAAGCGAUAAAAGAUAUUUUAGAAAAAAAGGACGAACUGCUUGCUGAACAAAAAGAAAAACAACAAGAGCUAAAAGAAAAGUUAAAAGAAAGGGAAUCGCAAAUGAAAUCAUACUACGAAGAGCUAAUGAACCUCAAAAAUCAAAUAACUCAGUUGCGGGAGUUUGGUGCAUUUGAUAAUUUAAAUGAUGUUUGUAACAUGAUUAAUCAACAAAGAGACAAGUUGUUUGAGCUAACUAAACAGCAAGAAGAAUACGACGAAAAGCUGCAGACAAAAGAAAACGAAGUUAAAAGGCUUGUAGAGAGCAUGACUGAACAAGAACACGUAUUGAAUAAAAAAGAGGAAGUAAUCAAAAUGUUAAAUGAAAAGGAAGAAGAACAUAUGAACAUAAUAAAUCUUCUCCAUAACAAGCUAGAAUUGAGAAAUGAGACUGAUAUUGAUCAUCGUCAUCAACUAAUAGAAAAAUCUGCCGAAAUAAAUACUUUGAUAAAUAGUGUUGAGUCAAGAAAAAAACAUAUAAUAGAACUUGAAAAUAUUAUUUUGGCUCAAGAAGAACAAAUAAGGAAAGCAUCACUGCGCAGAAAAAAGGAUCAAGACAAAAUUAAUAUGUUUGAGAAGAGGAUUGCCGAUUUAGAAUCACGGCAAACAGAAAUGAAUUUUAAUAAUCAGGAAACUCCGGAAAAUUUGGAUAAUUUGAUUAAAAUUCUUGAAGAUGAACUAGACACUCCAUUUGCUACUAAUGUUGAAGUGAAUUCAAAACUAGGUGUAAAUCAUUUUACAACACAAUCGAAAAACUACAAAAAAAAUAAAAGCAAUCGUCAAACAUCGACCGACUUAGAAAAAAAUGAUUUUGCGCCCGUAAAAAUUGUUAUGGGCAGUUCCAAUAAAAACACUCGUAGGCCAAACGGGAUUGAGUAUUUUAAAGGGGACCAUUUUCUUUUGAAGAAGGCUAUACGAAGUACUAACAAUCGCGAAUGGAUCGGACCUAAUGACGCUAGUGUUUGUUCUACUUCUACGACCGCAACGAUGAAUACAUCAUUAAAAGGCCUACCUUACUCGACGAAAGAAAACUUGCCAAUAAAUCAUCUAACGUCACGGCCAUGUACCGAUGAGAUAAGAAGUAAGAUGUUUAAAUUUGCUGGACACAGAAUAUAG
This is a messenger RNA of Bombyx mandarina (wild silkworm), 3039 nucleotides long. RefSeq lists its product as uncharacterized. The record is from RefSeq and is a predicted model, not a curated record. NCBI's taxonomy places the organism in Eukaryota, Metazoa, Arthropoda, Insecta, Lepidoptera, Bombycidae.